GGCGAACGUAGCAGAACGAGAAACAAGGAGAGGUUCUUGUUCCUCUCUGUGCUCAUCGCCAUCUCCCUUUCUUCCGGCUUCUCCUCUUCUCAGGCUGCUGUUGAUCGAAAUUCAGUUUCCGUUCUCCAUCAGAAGAAGCUAUUUACACAUAUGAAGCUGGAGAGUGGCUUGUGUUCAUUCUUUUUCUAUGUUUGAUCACCAAAUUAGGAGGGGGAAAACAUUGAUUUCUGCUGAGCCCUACUGAUUUGGUUUCUCCCACUGUGGAAGAACUAUAAAUAUAGAAAGCAACUCAAAGGGUUUUUAGUUUCCACCGCCAAAUUUCAUGUUGGGGAAGAAAACUUGUAAUGGUUAUUGAGGGUGCUGGGGAAGAAGCCAUAUGAUGGCCACCACUGCAGUCAUUGGACUCACUGCAGG
Linum tenue is the source of this 414-nucleotide messenger RNA. The record is from the annotation of a GenBank genome assembly. Lineage: Eukaryota; Viridiplantae; Streptophyta; Magnoliopsida; Malpighiales; Linaceae.